CUCUUUACAAGUAUCAUAUUAUCACGCACGUCUUUCUCUCUCCUCCUUUUUCUUUUCUCAUUAUUCUGUCUCUCCCUUCUAUAAAAUUUUGGGUUUCUGCCCUUUCUUCUUUCGAAAUCAAAAUAAAAAUCAAGCCCUAUUUUUUUUUUUUCAGACUCAAAAUCGUUUCCAGAAGGGAAAAUUUAAUCCCUUUAUCGUCUUCUUCUGUGAAUCUGGAUAGCCCCGAGCCAUGUGUAUUGCUGAUCCGCUGCCGCAACUGGCGCCGGAGAAAUCCCAGCGACCCGUUGUGAUUCGAUCGGUGUGGUCUGAUAACCUAGAUUACGAGUUCGGGUUGAUACGGUCGGUCGUCGAUGAUUACUCGCUCAUCUCCAUGGAUACGGAGUUUCCUGGUGUCGUGAUCCGACCCUCGGUAGAUCCGACGCUACGGACUUCCCAGGCUACAGCGCACUACGAGGUCCUCAAGGCCAACGUGGAUCGCUUGAACUUGAUCCAGAUCGGGCUCAGCCUCUCAGACAACGAGGGAAACCUUCCUGACCUCGGCACUGCCAACCUCUACAUCUGGGAAUUCAACUUUAAGGACUUCGAUGUGGCGCGUGACGCACAUGCUCACGAUUCGGUUGAAUUGCUGAGGCGGCAGGGGAUUGAUUUCGAGCGGAACCGAGAGUUUGGGAUCGACUCGGUCCGGUUCGCCGAACUGAUGAUGUCCUCGGGGCUCGUCUGCAACGACUUGGUGAGUUGGGCGACGUUCCACAGCGCUUAUGAUUUUGGCUACCUUGUCAAGGUGUUGACUCGGCGUCUUUUGCCAGAUGAUUUGGCUGAUUUUCUGAAGCUCGUGGCGGUGUUCUUCGGGUCAAGAGUCUUCGAUGUGAAACACCUUAUGAGAUACUGCGCGAGCCUGUACGGUGGGCUGGAUCGGGUCUGUCAGGUCCUGGAUGUGAACCGGGUCAUUGGAAAGAGCCAUCAAGCGGGGUCGGACAGCUUGCUGACCUUACAUGCCUUCCAGAAAAUCAGAGAGGUCUAUUUCAGCAAGAACGGGCUUGAUCAGUAUGCUGGCGUUUUAUAUGGUUUAGAAAUUUCGUGAAGUUAAUGCUUUGUAGAUUUCUUCUCUAUUAAAAAGAAUUCAAGUAAAUUUUUGUACACAGUUGCUUCUUAUCAAUCCUAGUAGGUUAUUUCAUUUGGUUUAAUACAUAA
This is a messenger RNA of Humulus lupulus (European hop), 1191 nucleotides long. Its product is annotated as probable CCR4-associated factor 1 homolog 11. Gene Ontology annotation, cellular component: CCR4-NOT complex; CCR4-NOT core complex; P-body. Gene Ontology annotation, molecular function: poly(A)-specific ribonuclease activity; nucleic acid binding. The record is from RefSeq and is a predicted model, not a curated record. NCBI's taxonomy places the organism in Eukaryota, Viridiplantae, Streptophyta, Magnoliopsida, Rosales, Cannabaceae. The transcript has a single exon. The coding region runs from base 230 to 1081 and encodes 283 amino acids.